Messenger RNA from Phyllostomus hastatus (greater spear-nosed bat), 402 nucleotides. It is a transcript of the gene ADIRF, whose product is annotated as adipogenesis regulatory factor. Lineage: Eukaryota; Metazoa; Chordata; Mammalia; Chiroptera; Phyllostomidae. The record is from RefSeq and is a predicted model, not a curated record. The coding region runs from base 93 to 323 and encodes 76 amino acids. Gene Ontology annotation, cellular component: nucleus. The transcript has 3 exons. Gene Ontology annotation, biological process: positive regulation of fat cell differentiation.
CCUCAUUAAAAAAAACAAAUACCAGUCAGCUCCGUGAGCAAGAUACAAGGUACUUUCGGCUACCCUUGACAACCUCGCAGAUCCCGGUGGGCAUGGCCAGCAAGGGCUUGCAGGACCUGAAGCAGCAAGCAGAAGGGGCUGCUCAGGAUGCGGUGACUGCAGCUGGAGCAGCAGUUCAGCAAGUGGUGGAUCAGGCAACAGAGGCAGGGCAGAAAGCCAUGGACCAGGCCACCAAAUCCACUCAGGAAACCAUCGACAAGGCAGCUAACCAAGUCACUGAGACUGUCUCAGGUUUUGGGAAAAAAUUUGGCCUCUUGAAGUGACAAAAGGGAGCCCUGGGUGACUCCCCUCCAGGCCCUGCUGCCCCCUUGGCCUAAUGCCUCAUUAAAGCACAUGUUCCUA